Nerophis ophidion (straightnose pipefish) is the source of this 553-nucleotide messenger RNA. Its product is annotated as small integral membrane protein 11-like. The record is from RefSeq and is a predicted model, not a curated record. Bases 150 to 353 code for a protein of 67 amino acids. The transcript has 3 exons. Lineage: Eukaryota; Metazoa; Chordata; Actinopteri; Syngnathiformes; Syngnathidae.
AACUCGCUUUCCUCCCAGGUACCCGGAAUGCAGCACGACUGUGUUCGCUUCAUGAUUGGCUACGCAACUAUAAGCCCCGCCCUCUUGACGGGAAGUUGUCCUCCAAGUGCAGUCCACCGUCGGCAAAGUUGAACACUUCUCAAGCGAAAAUGAUCAACUGGAAGGUUUUGGACAACAUACCCAUACUGUUGUACAUCUUGGCGCUGAAAACCCUCAUCCUGUGCUUGGGCUUCGCCGGGGUGAAGAUCUACCAAAGUAAAAAGGCCGAUGCGGCCUUAAAGCUGCAGCAGGCGGAGAGGAAGAAGCUUGCCCAGCGGACACAAGAGCUCGUCGAGAACUUGAAGGAAGACUGAGACAAGCGAGGGAAACAUUUGGGGAAAGAAUGAAACACAAGCACUACUUUUCUCUGUUGUGAGACUGCACCAUAAAAUCCUCUUCACCAUGUCAGUUUGAUACAUUUGACAUAUUGCGUCCUGCUUGAAGUCACAUUAUGUAUUUAUUGAAUUUUGAAAACAUUUUUGUAGUUUAAUUAAAUGUUGGUAUUGCACUGCUA